Episyrphus balteatus (marmalade hoverfly) is the source of this 914-nucleotide messenger RNA. RefSeq lists its product as uncharacterized. The record is from RefSeq and is a predicted model, not a curated record. NCBI's taxonomy places the organism in Eukaryota, Metazoa, Arthropoda, Insecta, Diptera, Syrphidae. Bases 126 to 878 code for a protein of 250 amino acids. The transcript has 2 exons.
CAAAAAACUGUGACAAGUGAAGUGCAAAGACAACACAAACUGUAGAGUAGAGUUGCACGUGCAAAUACAAAAUAAUAAAAACUUGAAUAUAAAUGAAAAAAUAAGUUUAUAAUAAUUCUAGUAAAAUGCAUUCUCCAUCUAUUGCAAAUCCAAAAGAAAUCAAACAUACAUUUCUCAAAAAUAAUCCCAAAUACAAAGAAAUCGAUGAAGAAAAACCAGCUCUAGGUGAUUUCUUUUCAAUUGACGAAGACGAAGAUGAAAUUUGGGUAAUGCAAUGUCCUAAAGGAGAAUCAAUUUCCUUCCUUAAAGACCAACAAAUCAAGUUACCCGGACGCAGUAAUCAUAACAACUUUGAAACUGUUGCCACUGAAUAUUCUGAACCUAUUCUUCAUGCAUUCGGACAUAAAAGUAAAAAAGGUCACAACGCGGUUAAAAUUCUGCCUGUGAAAGGAAGCAUAAUAAUGCGAAGUCGUCUCAAAGCUAUGCCACCACCAGAAUCAUCUCCACCAGAAGCUUCGCCAGUUAAAGUACCAAUGCCAAAAGGUAUUAAGGAACGUCAUCCAUUGCAUGGAGUUGAUUUCGAUAAGAAACUUAAGAUUCCUUCUCAAAUAGCAAAGAGAUUAAAGGAAUUUUAUGAUUUACCUACAGAAACGUUGAAGGCGAAGAAGAAUAAGUCUAAAAAUAAAGAAGGUUUUACCACAAUUGCAAUGGAUAGCGAUGGUGAAGUUGAGUUGGUUUUACAGAAAAAACAAAAGAAGAAAAAGCGAAAGCAUUCGCGGGGAGAUGAAGAUAAUGAGGUUUCAUUAAAAAAGAAAUCAAAAAAACAUAGUGAGAUUGAGAAUGUUGCAGAAGAUCUGCAAUGGAUUCAGACGUUAUAAGAGAUGUAAAUAAAUUUUAUUUUUAUUUUAAGAAAA